Messenger RNA from Trichogramma pretiosum, 1770 nucleotides. Its product is annotated as thioredoxin-related transmembrane protein 2 homolog. Gene Ontology annotation, cellular component: membrane-bounded organelle. NCBI's taxonomy places the organism in Eukaryota, Metazoa, Arthropoda, Insecta, Hymenoptera, Trichogrammatidae. The record is from RefSeq and is a predicted model, not a curated record. Gene Ontology annotation, molecular function: disulfide oxidoreductase activity. The coding region runs from base 359 to 1192 and encodes 277 amino acids. The transcript is spliced from 4 exons.
GUAUCGACUGCUCUUUUUAAUUAACACUAGUUUGCUCCGCAUUAAGCUAGUUUAAAAGUAAACAGUGAAUGAAACGCGGGUGGGGUCAUAGUUGCCUCGUACCAAAUAGUUUUCCAAAAAAUUACAUUCUUGACUACUGGUCAAUUGAAGUGAUUGUUAUUUCGAGCUGUGUGGGCUAUUUUUAAAUGAAAAAAACGAGACAGAACAAAGAUCUAAUUUUCUGAACUUUAUCAGAAAGUGUGAGAGAUUUACAUCUCGCUCUAGUGAAAAAAUUCAAAUUCUCAUAGAGCAAUUGAUUCAUUGCAUCUUUUCUCAAAGAAGAAUUCUUUUUAAAUCGUGAAUUUCAACUCAGUUCAAGAUGGGUUUGGGGUUCAGAAAAAGUUUUCAAGGAUUCAAAAAGGAUUUGAGGCAGCUCAUGAGACCUUAUUAUAUUAUUAAUAUGUUUCUCAGCCUAUCAUAUAUUGUUUGCAAGAGGUUACCUUAUGUUUGUCAUUUUUUGUUCAAUCAAGCGGACUGUCAACUCGAUGAUAGAGAAACUGAAAUAUUAACUUUUUUGAUGAUAGUUAUUAUGAUGAGAACAAGAAAAACUGGCAGUCUCAGCAUGAUUAAUUAUCUAUCAAACAGUUUUGUAUACUGCAAGGUUGCAAAUUUGAUUCUGUGGUUCCAUGCAGACAUAACCCUUGGAAUUUUAUACGCAGUGAUAUUUAUGUUGUGUGGUCUACUUUGCCCAGAACCAACAUAUCAAGGUCCAGAAAAUGUUAUUUACCUGCGUGGUGGCAAUAGCUUACAAGAAGAAUUAGAACGUGAUACAAGAGUCUGUUGGCUGAUUGCAUUUUAUACUGUAUGGAAUCCAGCUUGUGUAAAUUUCGCACCCAUCUUUUCUGAGUUAUCUGCUAAAUAUGCUUUAGACAAUUUUAAAUUUGGAAAAGUAGAUAUUGGCAGACAUCCAGAAGUUGCUGCAAAGUAUCGCAUAAAUGAUUCCAGUAAAAGUCAACAAUUACCAUCUUUAAUUCUCUUCAAAGAAGGCAAAGAAGUAGAACGAAGACCUGUAGCUGAUCGUCAGGGCAAACUGAUGAAGUUCUUAUUUUCAAUGGAUAACAUCAAAAAUGCUUUUGAUAUUGAAGGGGUUUAUGAAACCUGCUUAAAAAAUCCAAUCAAAAUGAAAGGUAAAAAAGACAAAAAAGAUGAAUAAGGAGAUCAAAAAACCUUAGGCCAAAGAGAUUAUCAAAUUUGCACAAUCUUUAUUAUAAAUAAUGAUUACAUUAUAUUACAUUUAGGAACUUGUUUUAUUGUAGUAUUGAACUAGACAAUUAUAAAUCAUAAUUACAAUAUGAGUGAGUUGAAAAAAAAAAUCUUUAAGAAAGUAGUCUUAACUUUGAACCUGUUUGGUUCAUAUAAUAUAUGACAUUUAAGAAAACAAUGUCAUUGAAAGAACUAAUUUAAAAAUUCAUGAGUGAUGAUAGUAUUUAUAAGUUCCAAGCUGAGUUUUCUGAAAAUGAUAGUAUGUUGGAGAGUAAAUUGUAUGUGUUUGCUUGUGUAGUCAUCUUUGCUGUAGAUACAUUUAAUAUUGUCUGAUAAAAAUAGCAGCACUGCCUUUUGUGUAAGUAAGUCAUUUACAUUUAAAAAUGUAUUGAUUUAAAAUUUUUUACCUUCAUUGUACAAAAGUAUAAUAAGGAUUCAUAGUCAUUCUAUCUACUGAUGAAUAUGUAGAUACAUGAUUUAACAGUCAUAUAAUGUGUUGUGCAAUUUUGCUUGAACUUUUAUAAUAAA